UACCAAAACUAGCAAAGAAACAACAACAGAAAAAUGAAGUGACCGAAGCACCCAAAGACAGUACAAUGAAAACAGCCACCCUGGAGACAACCGCAUCAACCCCAACACAUCAAAAACCCAAGAAGGCAACCCACGAGGAAAAGAUCCAGGAACUAUGGAGCGAUGAGCAAGAGGCACACAAAUACAUCAGAAUUGAUGACUCCGAUGCGGAGAUGGAAGGAAUGGAGACAGACAACAACAAUUGGAAAAGCAAGACAGGAGAAGAAGAGCAAUG
Messenger RNA from Acaulospora morrowiae, 274 nucleotides. The record is from the annotation of a GenBank genome assembly. NCBI's taxonomy places the organism in Eukaryota, Fungi, Glomeromycota, Glomeromycetes, Diversisporales, Acaulosporaceae.